UCUCCAUCAUUUCCACAAACAACUCCCUCCAUUUCCAAGUUUCAUAUCUUAGAAAACCAAACUCCUCAAAAGCAGAUAAUUUUCUUUUCAUUGAUAUCAGAAAAAGAAAAACCGAGAAACAUGGCAGAGAAAACUCAACAGGCUUAUCCUUCAGCACCAGCAAACCAUGGUUACCAAAGAAGUGAUGCAGAGUCUUUGGAAAAUGCUGAUGAGCUGAAACGCAAGAAGAAAAUCAAAAUGGCCAUAUUUAUUAGUAUUUUUGUUGUUUUUCAGAUCAUAGUUAUCACCACAAUGAGUCUCACUGUCAUGAAAGUUAAGACCCCCAGGUUCAGGCUAGGCAACAUCAACGUCCAAAGCUUCGAAUCUGUCCCGGCAACGCCUUCAUUCGACACGAAAUUCACAACCCAAAUCAAGAUCAAGAACUCAGCCAACUGGGGUUCCUAUAAGUUCAAUGCUGCCAAUGUCACGUUUCAAUACCAAGGCGCGACUCUGGUAGUAAUUAAUAUUGAAAAGGGCAAGGCUGGAUGGCUUUCGACUAUAAAAAGAAAUGCGGAGGUGAGUUUGAAUUCAAGUGGAAUAACUGGUUCAAAUCUUGGCAGCGAAUUGAGCAGCGGGGUGUUGACGCUCAACAGCGUAGGCAGAUUGAAUGGAAAAGUUGCAAUUAUGUUCAUAAUGAAGAAGAAGAAGGCUACCAACAUGAACUGCACCAUAGCUUUUGAUGUGGCAGCCAAGACGCUCAAAUCUUUGCAAUGCAAGUGAAAACAGCUAGGACACAUCUCUAUAAUGAUGUGGAUUUUGGAUUGAUGAAGAGUAUUUCUUGGAUUAUUUUUCGUCAUUGAUAUUCUUUAUUUAUAUAGCUAUUUAUGAGUGACACUUGUAUUGUAUUUUGUUGUAAAAUUAUGAUACUAGUUUACCUUUUUAAUCACUGAACCGUCGCUAUUCUUUUUA
Molecule: messenger RNA, 948 nt
Organism: Prunus avium (sweet cherry)
Lineage: Eukaryota; Viridiplantae; Streptophyta; Magnoliopsida; Rosales; Rosaceae
Source: RefSeq, a predicted model, not a curated record